CUGACUCCCCGGGGGCGCCCUUCCUCGCGUCUGGGCCCACAGCCUCCUCCAGGGGUCCCCUGCCAUCCUGAGAGUACAGGAUGGUGCUCCUGACGCUCCUCUGGAUGGGUGUCUUCUGCCACCUGUGUCAGGGCUACUUCGACGGCCCCCUCUACCCGGAGAUGUCCAACGGGACGCUGCACCACUACUUCGUGCCCGACGGCGACUACGAGGAGAACGACGACCCCGAGAAGUGCCAGCUGCUCUUCAGGGUGAGCGACAGCGGGCGCUGCCCGGCGGAGGGGGGCCCGGCCGGCCGGCUGCUGAGCCUGAGCCUGCGCGAGCAGUUCACGGUGCUGGGCCGCCAGGUGGAGGACGCGGGGCGCGUGCUGGAGGGCAUCAGCAAGAGCAUCUCCUACGACCUGGACGGCGAGGAGAGCUACGGGAAGUACCUGCGCCGCGAGUCGCACCAGAUCGGGGACGCCUACUCCAACUCGGACAAGUCCCUGACGGAGCUGGAGAGCAAGUUCAAGCAGGGCCAGGAGCAGGACGGCCGGCCGGAGGGCAGGCUCCACGAGGACUUCCUGGGCAUGCUGGUGCACACCCGCGCCCUGCUCAAGGAGACGCUGGGCAUCUCCGCGGGGCUGGGGGACAGGUACGAGCUGCUGGCCCUCACCAUCAGGAGCCACGGGACCCGGCUGGGUCGGCUGAAGAACGACUACCUUAAGGUGUAGGGCUGGGGCGCCCUGCCCUGCUGCGGAGGGUGGGGGGCAGGAGACAGGGCUGGCAUCUCCCUCCUGCUUCAUUGUUUUUUAUAUCCAGACUGGCACUUGGAGAAUGAUCGGAAGUCACCUUUAAAAGAAUGGGGACUUUGUUUUCGUACAUUAUUUAUAUGACUGCCAUUGAUUUGUCACCUGAAGAGAACAGUUUCAAGCCAGGCCUCCCACCUUUCCUAGAGGCUUGGUGACUCUGCAGAGACGCCUGUUGCAGUCCCGUCUAAAAGGACACAGAUCACGCAGUGUUU
This is a messenger RNA of Miniopterus natalensis, 1003 nucleotides long. RefSeq names its product fin bud initiation factor homolog (gene FIBIN). NCBI's taxonomy places the organism in Eukaryota, Metazoa, Chordata, Mammalia, Chiroptera, Miniopteridae. The record is from RefSeq and is a predicted model, not a curated record.